AUGUCCAACACAGGAGAAGCUUUGUGUGGCCGCCUGGCGGUAGUGACCGGUGGAGGAGGAGGCAUCGGUGGCGCUGUCUGUCACCUGCUUGCAGAGAAAGGAGCCCGCGUGAUCGUCGCUGGCCGCACUUUGGAAACUCUCGAAGCCGUUACUGCGGUGCUGCCGGCCCGGAUUCCACUCGACGGCAUUUCAUCAGUCGAGCAGUACUCGUCACUGGAGCACUGUGUCAGAGGCACCUCAACCACAAAGCCAUACAAGUGGACGUUGGUGACUGCCACCUCGGUGCAGAACUUAUUUGAUAACGUGAAGAAGUUAAGCCAAGUGCCAGUUAGUAUCGUGGUCAAUUGUGUGGGCCAUGUAGACGUGCAGCAACCAACGGCUGCCGAGACGACCGAGAACAGCUUCGACCGUAUGGUGCGGGUGAAUUUCAAGGGUCCUUUCCUGGUCUGUCGAGCUGCGGCACGCGUCAUGCUCCAAGCGAGUGUUACCGACGGUGCCAUUGUUAACGUGUCCAGCCGUGCUGCCAAUGACUGCUUGACGGGUUUCUCAGUAUACUCUGCAUGCAAGGCCGCUGUUGUGUCCUUCACGCGCUGCAUGGCCGCUGAACUUGCUAAGCGGCACAUUCGCUGCAAUGCCGUGCUGCCCGGACUGACCGAGACUCCACCUGUCCUAAGAAUGGGAGAUCAAAGGCGAAACGCACUAUGUGCGACCAUUCCUGUUGGCCGGCUUGCUUCUACCCGAGAAAUCGCCCAGGUUGUGGCGUUCCUCUGUUCUCCCGAGAGUUCGUACGUGGUGGGUGCCGCGUGGGUGGUGGCUGGAGGGAAGCAGUAG
Rhipicephalus microplus (southern cattle tick) is the source of this 831-nucleotide messenger RNA. RefSeq names its product carbonyl reductase family member 4. Gene Ontology annotation, biological process: fatty acid biosynthetic process. The record is from RefSeq and is a predicted model, not a curated record. Gene Ontology annotation, molecular function: quinone binding; oxidoreductase activity, acting on the CH-OH group of donors, NAD or NADP as acceptor. Lineage: Eukaryota; Metazoa; Arthropoda; Arachnida; Ixodida; Ixodidae.